AUGUAUAUGUCAAUGAAAUCACGACAAGUUGGUCUAUGUUUAGUAUGUAAUGAUACUGCUGUUGGUAUUAAUUUUGGUGUACCAACAUGUAUGCCAUGUAAAGCGUUUUUUCGACGAAAUGCCGUGAAACUUGGUAGAAUUGAUUUUAUUUGUCAAGAAGAUGGUGAUUGUCCAGUAACAUAUGAAUCUCGUCGUAUAUGUAAUUGCUGUCGAUUAGCAAAAUGUUUUCGUGUUGGAAUGCAAAAAUCAUUAAUUCUAUCCGAUGCUGAGAGAUUAGCACGAAAAGAACUUGUUCAAAAAAAUCGACAAAAACGUGGACAAUUAAUGAUGCAAAAUUUAAGUAUAAUUCCACCAACGACUAUACAUUAUUUGGGACAAAAAGCACCAACAUAUUUAUCAUCAUCUGAUCAAACUCUUCUUACCAAUAUAUUUGGUACUUAUGAACAUAUUUUUGAAAUAACAACUCAAUGUCAAUAUCAACCAUUUCCUGCUAUUGAACAUAAAUAUGUACAUACAUUUUUCAAUGAAUAUGAAGAACGACAUAAAAUUUUAAUUGAAUAUUUUAAACAUAUACCUGAAUUUAAUAAUUUAUUCAUAGAUGAUAAAAUACGUUUAAUUCGAAAUCAUUUUGGAGGAAUGAUAACUAUUAGUGAAUUAAUGCUUAGUAGAUCACUGACUGAAAAUUUAAUUGCUUCACUUAACAAUUUAUUUGGUAUUGAUAGAGCCAAGAUUAUCAUACAAAAUGCUGAGAGAAUACUCACAUAUAUAUAUGAUCCUAUUUUACUUAAACUUAUUCUUAUUAUUCUAAGUUUAUCAAGUGGUAUUAACAGAUAUCGUAAUGAUACAGAUAUGGAUCGUAUUUUUUAUGAUACAUCAGCAAUAUUUAUUGGUCAAAAUGUUUAUGUUGAAUUAUUAUGGCGAUACCUUCUAUCAAAAUUAUUAUCCGAACAUGAUACAGUAAAAUUUUUAAACAAACUUGUCUUAGAUUUACUUUAUCUUCAACGUUCUUGUUUUACUGUAGAACGUUAUAUGAAUAAUCUAGGGCAUGAAAUAGACCAAAUGACACCAUUAGUGCAAAGUAUGUGGCCUAAAUCGGAAAAUAUUGAUAAUAGAGAUUAUGAGAAUGAUAUUGAUAUGGAAUCUUAUUCAUAG
Messenger RNA from Rotaria sordida, 1152 nucleotides. The record is from the annotation of a GenBank genome assembly. NCBI's taxonomy places the organism in Eukaryota, Metazoa, Rotifera, Eurotatoria, Philodinida, Philodinidae.